Messenger RNA from Camelina sativa (false flax), 1081 nucleotides. NCBI's taxonomy places the organism in Eukaryota, Viridiplantae, Streptophyta, Magnoliopsida, Brassicales, Brassicaceae. The record is from RefSeq and is a predicted model, not a curated record.
UUCUAGCUAUACCAGCUUGAGUAGUGAAUCUAUCACUUUCAUCUCAGUUCCUUUACUAUAUGAUUCUUAAUAUUUAUAUGCAAUUCCUUACAAAUUAUGGCUUUAUCCUCAUUUUGACUCCUUGGUAAUAACUAUAGACUUUAAUGGUGGAUAUAGCUAAGAAACAAUUGAAUUAUGGGAAUUCAGAAACCGGCAUGGUUGGAUGCGCUAUACGCCGAGAAGUUCUUCGUGGGAUGUCCAUACCACGAGACGGCGAAGAAGAACGAGAGGAACGUUUGUUGUCUUGAUUGUUGUAUCAGUCUCUGCCCUCACUGUGUUCCCUCUCAUAGAUUCCAUAGACUCCUUCAGGUUCGCCGUUAUGUGUAUCACGAUGUUGUUCGGCUUGAAGAUCUCCAAAAACUCAUAGACUGCUCUAACGUUCAAGCUUAUACAAUAAAUAGUGCAAAGGUGGUGUUCAUAAAGAAGAGACCACAAAAUAGACAAUGCAAAGGAGCUGGCAACUAUUGCACUUCUUGCGACCGAAGUCUUCAAGAACCUUAUGUCCAUUGCUCCUUGGGUUGUAAGGUGGACUUCGUGAUGAAACGUUACAGGGACUUAACCCCAUUCCUAAAGCCAUGUCAUACUCUAACCCUAGGUCCUGACUACAUCAUCCCACAAGACUUACUGACGGAUGAUGAUGUGGCAGCCUACGAGACUCCUCGAUCAACGGUGGUAGACGGUGAUGAGUCCAUGAGCUGGUCCUCGGCUUCCUCCGAUAACAAUGCCGGUGCGGCUGCUGCGUACGCCGCCUCCACCACCCAUGUUGUGAGAAAAAAGCGGACCGGAUUCUGCCUAUGUGCCAAAUCCGCUAAUAGUUAUAAAGAGGUAUCGGAGGAUCCUGACGAUAUUUCCACUUGCAUCAAUCGGCGAAAGGGCAUUCCUCAACGAUCUCCCCUCUGUUAACGUACUCUUUUAUUUUUCUUUUUAUUUCUUAAUCUUCUUUAUUAGUUUCAUUUCACCAUAUAGUCUUAUAUGUUACAUGUAUGAAUUCUUGUGGCACGGUCUCUCAAAUAAAGUUUAUAAUCAUCUUUCUUUUCUUUUC